Messenger RNA from Penaeus indicus, 916 nucleotides. RefSeq names its product caspase-10-like. NCBI's taxonomy places the organism in Eukaryota, Metazoa, Arthropoda, Malacostraca, Decapoda, Penaeidae. Gene Ontology annotation, biological process: proteolysis. The transcript is spliced from 4 exons. The record is from RefSeq and is a predicted model, not a curated record. Gene Ontology annotation, molecular function: cysteine-type endopeptidase activity. Bases 44 to 916 code for a protein of 290 amino acids.
UGGUGCAGACCCAGAUAGUCAUGGUGGAAAGCUGGUGAACGGGAUGUUGGCACGAGAGCUUGGAGUCACUACACCUCGCCUCCUGGCCAAUGCCUUGAAUAUGGAAUGGGCUGUUACCAUGUUAGCCAAGAAAGCAAGAAAUGAUAAGAAAACCGAUGAAACUGGCUUACUGACAUCAGCCGCCACAAACUCAGCACAACUUAAAGUGCCCACACGACAGUUUCACGUGAGACAUGCAACAGCAAUUCAAGGAGGUGCUGAUGUGUACAAGAUGGACAAAGAAGCACGAGGCUUUGUUCGCAUUUUCAACUUCAGUUCUUUUGAGGACAGAUCCGACCUGAACCUUCAGCAACUCGACUACGACGCUCGCAUCAUGUCAGAUGUAUUUGAUAACAUGGGCUACAUGUGUAAAACACACUCGUCACUCACGGCUCAGCAAACUAAGGAAGUCCUGAAAAAUAUUCGGGAUGCUGAUGAGCUAACAGGCGUCGGAUGUGCUAUAUUUGUCAUUUCUGGUUAUAGUGUAAAUGGCAGGAAAGUUCUUACGUCUGACAUGAAAUCUGUAGACAUCGACUAUAUCUUAAAUCUCUUCAAAGAUUCCCAAUGUCCUCAGCUCAAAAACAAGCCCAAACUUUUCAUCUUUAACUUGUACAAGCUGAGUGAAGUGAUCACGACCUCAAGCAGUGAACCUCUAAAAGUGAAGAGAUUAGCAGAUCCCCUCAACGACAUGGUUUGCAUUUAUUCCAACAGCAUUGGUCUAAACUGCAUCCCAAAUGGGAAAGGAACAGCUUUCAACUGGUGUUUGUGUCGCACUUUGGCAGAGCAUGCCGCUGACCAGGAACUUUGUCGUCCGCUGUGUUCCCGCGCACAGCCAUAUUUUCCGAUGGCAGUCAGGGUGUCGCGAAAUGUCUCGUGA